Molecule: messenger RNA, 2891 nt
Organism: Nymphaea colorata (pocket water lily)
Lineage: Eukaryota; Viridiplantae; Streptophyta; Magnoliopsida; Nymphaeales; Nymphaeaceae
Exons: 15
Coding region: 256-2667 (803 amino acids)
Molecular function (GO): protein binding
Source: RefSeq, a predicted model, not a curated record
CUGGAAUGGGGAUGCAAGUUCUUGUUUGACUGAUUCCAGAAUUCAAAAUCCUCUAAUCGAGACCUCAGGAUUUUAAUGCUGAUGCUGCCAAAUGCCACCCGAGUGAUGCAACCAGGGAAGUGAUACCACUUGGACAAAUUCGAGGUUUAAGCCUUUUCAACAGAUUUUUGCGCUGCAUUUUAUUGAAAUUGGCGAAGCGCGGGAUAGAGAAAUAGGCGAAGGGGAAGAGAGAGAGAGAGAGAGAGAGAGAGAGGAAUGGAGAUGCUGAAAGACCUGAUUCCUGGGGAGAUGAGGAGGAGGAUUUACGAGAGCAGUAUCGACGAUCUUCCUUCCACCUGUUCCUCACUGAUCGAGUUCUUCCGUCCCUUGCCCCAAUUCCAGCAGGUUGUGAGAGAACUAAGCGAUCCGGCGCUGGGGAUGUGCGGCAAGGACCGGGAAUCUGCAGCAGCCAUGAAGGAGAAAGGGAAUGUGAGCUUUCGCAACGGGGAUUAUCCUGGAGCCCUGCAAUCAUACACCAAGGCAUUAUGUCUCUCUCCAAUGGAUAUCAAGGACAUCGACCGGAACUUGGUGGCAGCACUGUUUGUCAAUAGAGCUUCCACAAUGCGUAAGAUGGGUCUCUUGGAGGAGUCGGUACGUGACUGUAACCGUGCUCUUGUGCUUUUCCCAUGUUAUGGAAAGGCAUGGUAUCACAGGGGAAGGGCGAAUUUAUCUUUGGGGAACCAUAGCUAUGCAAUCAAGGACAUGAGUUUGGCCUUGACAAUGGAGAAGUUUUCUGCUGGAAGGAGACAAGUUGAGUCAGAACUCCAAGUUAUGAGACAAAAUUACAAAAACGGCGAACCAUGUAGCUCUUCUCAGGAAACUAGGGAAGUGGGCCUUGACUGUGUUGUUGAAACAUCAAAGGAGCAGCUGCAUAUUGUCACAUCACUUGAUAAAGGAAGGGGUUUGAUUUCACAGAAAGAUAUAUUUGCAAAUUGUCUUGUUCACUCCGAGGUGCCUUAUGCAACGGUCAUUUUCAAGCAUUACCGAGAAACUCACUGCCACUUUUGUUUUAGGGAGCUUCCAGUUGAUGUAGUGCCCUGUGCAUCUUGUAAAAUAUCAAUGUACUGUUCAGAAAGUUGCCAUGUGCGUGCUGGAGGAAAAAAAAUUUGUAGCAUGGGCACCAUUGAUAUUUCUUCAGUAGGAGAUUUGUCUGGAGAUCUUAUCCAGUAUAUUUCAGAUAUCAACUUGUUUUUGGUUAGUGAUGGAGCUGCCACGGAGAUGAGCCUUGAGCAGUUUCCUGAACAUAGACAUGAAUGUCUAGGAGUAAAUUGGCCUGCGGUUUUGCCUGUUGAGAUUGUCUUAGCUGGACGUAUUGUUGCACAUUCUUUAGAGAAAGAAGGAUGCUGUAUGAAGGACAUCAAAUUUAGAAACAAGUUGGACCUUUGCCAUCAUUAUCUCCGAACGCAGUCUGAGCAAAAAUUGGAGUGGCUUAUAUAUUCCAUUGUACUGAUGUACUGCCUUAAAGUUUUCUACAUUUCGGAUUCUUUACUCACUGGGUCUUCAGUUUCACAGCUGGUUAUUCUGAUGGCUCAAAUCAAUGUGAAUUCUAUGGCAAUUGUUCACAUUAAUUCUUCAGGUACAAGUAGCUUGUCAAACUGCUUGACUAAACAUGUAGCAAGUGCAGAAAGCCUUACUCGUGUAGAACAGGUGAAAGUGGGACAAGCUGUAUACCUAAAGGGGAGCUUAUUCAAUCAUUCAUGCCAGCCAAAUGUUCAUACUUACUUCCUAUCACGUACCCUGUUUGUCCGUGCAACUGAAUAUAUUCCUGCAGGGUCUCCGCUUGAGAUUUCAUAUGGUCCAGAGCUUGGCAAACAGGAUCUUCAGGAGAGGCAGCAGUUAUUGGCAAGCAGAUACAACUUCAUAUGUCAAUGCCGCUGCUGCUCACAAUUGAAUUUCUCUGACCUGGUUUUGCAUGCUUUUAGAUGUGUGAGAUCUGAUUGUUUUGGGGCCGUGUUACACUGUUCUGUGGUCAAAUAUGAGAAGUUUUCAAACAGUUGUGCACAAAAGGUCAUAAUGAUUUCACAGUCGAAACUUGGUUUGCCUGUCUGCAAGCAGAAGAGAGCUUCCAUUAACAAGGUUGCAAGCCUGUUGUUCGACGAAUCACAAAAUGCAUGUCAAAUUGAUCCAGGCUGUUGUCUAAAUUGUGGGUCGUACAGGGACCUUGCUGUCCCAAGUAUCUCAACCAAUAAAAUCAAAACAGAUUUUGAAAGAUUGCAGAGGAUGACUGUUUCAACCAAAGUUACAAUGGAGAUGAUUACUGAAGCUCUGAAGUCCCUUGGAACACUGAGAUCAACAAUGCAUCCUUACAGCAAGGACGUGGCACAGGCAGAGGAUCAUAUUGCAGAGGCAUUUUGCUCAAUGGGGAAGCCUGAAGCUGCUCUUCCACACUGUAAAGCUUCAAUAAAGGUUGUUGAGAAUCUUUAUGCUUCUAACCACAUUGCUGUUGCAAAUGAGUUUAUGAAGCUGGCUACACUUCAUUUGACCAUGGAUGACAGUGCAUCUGCCAUGGAUGUCAUAAAACGGGUGAUGGACAUAUUCAUGCUGUUUUAUGGGUCUCACUACAGAAUUAUCUCCCCAUAUUUGGAGAAUCUCUUGUUGAAAAUGGAGAAAUUUCCUCCAGAUGGGUGAAGCUAAGCCAUAGUAGGUUGUUUCCCAUCAUGGUAUCAAAACGGUUGUUUAUAACUGUUCCUUUUAUUUUAAGUGUGUAGGUUGUUUGUCAUCCGUAUUUUGUUUCUUGUAUUAUAUAUAAGCAAAAUGAGGAACGGUAAAAAUCACUGUCUCGAUUGUAGUCACGUGGUUGAUUUAAACCAAAGCUAUUAAAUUUCUGGCCGAUUAUUUUUUGAUCGGAUCAA